AUGUCCAGCGACCUAGGUGAUGAUGGGCAGGAGGUCAGAUCCACCAAAGCCCGUUCCCUUACCACCGCUGUGUCGUCCAGUGUCCAACAAACUGAGGCCAGUGGCAAAUCCAAUAAUCCCUCAUUCCAUGCCAUAAACAUUGGCAACUACUGCCACUUCUGUUGCGAACACAUCCAACAACCAUACUGCCACGAAUGUGUCAAUUGCGGUGGCAUCAUGUGCCAACAGUCCAUUCUUUGGGGCAGCAACUGCCUCUGUUACAGAAUGGUGGAUACCACCAAGGACUUUUGCUGCCCGAUUUGUGCUAGGACCGCAGCUAACAAGGAUGCUCCGCUGUCCUACACCAUCCUGGCAUACUGGAUAUGGAAGAAAGUUAAGAUGACCUGGCCCAUGGUAAUCGUCAGCCUGAGCCUGGAGUCCCUGAAAGACAACUACCUAGCAUCGACAGUGAGAUGUGAGGUAGAGUAUCACUACAGGGAUAAGGUAAUCGCAAGAACCUGUUUGUCAAAGACUUGCACAUGCAUGGGGGGUGCACAUGUGUCCCAGUCCAGGAAGCUUGCUGAAGGUGUUAGCUUCAUGAAAUGUAACAUUGAAGCUGGAUUCCCCCCCAACACAUUCGUAAUUGUGGACACCCAUUCCGAUGAGUAUAGUGGAAUGCUCCAGCACACUGGAGGGCACACCGGCGGCACCAACACCACAAUCACAGAAAUUGUGACUGCAUACCUUGGCGAGGAGUUCCUGAAAGGCACAGCAAACACUUCGCUUGCUGCAAGGAGUGACAAAACUGUUGUCACCACAAAAACAGGCCAAGAGCCGUGGUGCAAGCUCACACCCAAUGCCAGAGGAGGCAGAAGAGUACUGAUGCUGGUAAGCUGUGGCCCUGCGAUCAGGGUUCACCAUCACUUUGAAUCCAUGGUAGAGCUGGUGGACAAAGACAUGUUCGAUUUUGUGCUUGGGUUUGGUGGAUCAGGGAUGUUGCCAUCCUUCAUAUCAAUAAUCGUGAGAUCUCUCAUUGUCAAGUGCGGGGUGUUCAGAGCCACAGAUGUCUGGGUGUUGUUUUGCGACUUGAUCGCUGCAAAUCAGGGCAUCUUUGAUUACACUACCACUGUCCUGGUGUACGCCACCACCACUAAAGGAAAAAAAAAUGUCGAGUGCCGUCAGAUAGUGAAGAACAGCCCUGGGCGCCGUGUGUUUGGCGCCGAAUACAGGUCCUGUGGCACAGCAGGGUGUAAUCUGUCUGCGACAAACAUACAUGUGUACAAUUGUAGCACAGGUAGACCUAAGGUGAGUCUACUGUGCUUGAAGUGCAGUUGGACAUUCAUGUGGGUGAGGACGGACGAAGAUAAUGAGCAUUUCAAGAGGGUUCACCCAGUCCUGGUGCCACAAGUCUUCUGGCACCAUUUCCUGCCUUCCACAGGCCUACAAAACUUUUUCGAGGGCAAGGGCAAAGGAGGCAAAGGGAAUGGGAAGAAGAGAUGUCAUACCGUGAUGGACGAACACAUGAUGAAAGAUGAAGUUGAUCCUAUCACCAUGGACAUCAAUGCUAUGCUGAAGCUUGCUACUCUGCACAUGGCCGUCAAGGCCCAUACUGGGUGA
This is a messenger RNA of Suillus paluster, 1596 nucleotides long. RefSeq lists its product as uncharacterized. Lineage: Eukaryota; Fungi; Basidiomycota; Agaricomycetes; Boletales; Suillaceae. The transcript is spliced from 6 exons. The record is from RefSeq and is a predicted model, not a curated record. The coding region runs from base 1 to 1596 and encodes 531 amino acids.